Messenger RNA from Arachis stenosperma, 3862 nucleotides. RefSeq lists its product as uncharacterized. The record is from RefSeq and is a predicted model, not a curated record. Gene Ontology annotation, cellular component: nuclear pore. The transcript is spliced from 9 exons. The coding region runs from base 444 to 3647 and encodes 1067 amino acids. Lineage: Eukaryota; Viridiplantae; Streptophyta; Magnoliopsida; Fabales; Fabaceae.
UUCCCUUUCUAAUUCUAUUAUCAAUUUUCAUUCACUUGCAGCUUCUGAGGCACACAGACAGAGAAAUGCUGUCCCCUUUGCAGCGGUUCCAGCUAGCUUUAUCACCUUCCUGAUCCCAUUCCCACCUGCCACCGCUUUUUCCGGUAAGCUCUGUAAUUUACGCUUACUCACUCGCCUUAUGUUCCAAGCAUUCUUCCUCCGUCAACGUCUUCAUUACUCCCUCUUCUGUCACUUGUAACCGGACUCCACGGUCUGCAUUAUAUGUUUUUAUGCUCGUGAAGCUUCAAUUUGUAGCCAUUUUCCACUAAGUACUUUGUAGCACUUGCUUGAUCUGUUCAUUUCUGAUUCGGAAGUAAAGAAUCUCGUGCACCUGUGCUUCAAUUGAAGGUCUUGUGAUUCGACGAAUUCAACUGCAUUGAAAGUAAGAAGUUUGAGUGGCAGCCAUGGUUCUAGGCUCAAAAGGGAAGAACCGGAGAGGUGGCACCGUGCAAAUCGAUUGCCUUGUUCACAUUCAAGAGAUUAAGCCAUGGCCCCCAUCACAAUCUCUCAAGUCCCUUCGUUCUGUUUUGAUACAAUGGGAGAACGGCGAGCGCUCUUCAGGGUCUACCAGUCCUGUUUCCCCAGGUGAAGGGAAAAUUGAGUUUAAUGAGUCAUUUAGGCUUCAUGUGACUCUGUUGAAGGACAUGUCUGCCAAGCAUAGUGUUGCUGAUGUGUUCCAAAAGAAUUACUUGGAGUUCAAUUUGUAUGAGCCUCGAAGAGAUAAGAUUGUUAAAGGUCAGUUGCUAGGAACUGCCAUUGUAGACUUGGCGGAUUGUGGCGUCCUUAAGGAGCCCUUGAGUGUUAGUGUUCCAUUGAACUGCAAGAGGAACUACAGAAACACGGAUCAGCCGCUUUUGUAUGUUAAAAUCGAGCCUACCGAAAAGCAUCGGACUAGGUCCUCGUUCAAGGAAAGCAAUCCCAAAGAGGCAUCGAAGGACAACAAAGGUGGUGACUCUGUGUCUACAUUGAUGAAUGAAGAAUAUGCUGAGGAAGCUGAGAGUGCUUCCUUUACUGAUGAUGAUGUUUCCUCCCAUUCAUCUAUUGUAGCAGCUACUACCCCGGAAACUAGUGGGAGUAUACCUCCUCAUUGUGCAGAGAAUGGAGCACAUGGAGCAACCCGAAACACAGAUAGUAAUGAAAAGGAGCAUACUUUGGCAUCAGAAACAAAGGUUGAAAGAUUGCAACAAGAUACAUGUGAGAAACUAGAGAGUUCAUCUAACGCCUCAUCCGGGGAUCUGUCCUCUAAUAUCGAAAGCCCGGCAAAUGGUCAACCAGCUAUGGAGAAUACUAGUAAUCACAGCCCAGUGACAAUUCAAAAGCAAGUUGUUGAUUCUUCCUCCCCAUCCUUGGAGGAAAAUUCCAAGAGCAGGUUCACAAACAGUGAUCAUGAAAAUUUGGAUCAGGAGGAUUUUGAAGAGGAUGCUAAUUGUAGAAAUAAAUUUGAAGAUGUUAAAACUAACAGUAAUGGAAGUACUAUUGAUAUCUAUUCAAGGAACACUACAUCUCUUAGUAAUGGCUUUGUAGACAUGACUCCAGGCUCUGUAAACUGUAUUAGUUCAGAAAUCAAUGACAAAUUGAAUGAGCUGCAUGGUGAAGCUAACGAAUCUCACAUGAAGGGGGAAGGAAGUGCUAAAUCUUAUUGUAGUUCUGUUGAGGACAGUAAUGGAAAUGAAAUGUCUGAUUUGGAUAUGCAAAACCAUGUAGGAAAUGAAUCAAUGGCUCGUGGUGUGAAAGACCAAGUUUCAUUAAGUAGCGAUAUAUACUAUCUUGGUGGGUCAGAGAGUCAUCUGAAAGGCAGUAAUAUUAUGAGAAGUGAGAGAUUAAAGCACGUGAAGUCGGUGAGGUCAUCAACAGAAUCAGCUAGGAGUAUUGGAUCACUCAGUAGCAAUCAUCUUUCUGAAGUAAGAGAAAGCCAUAUAGGAGAUGCACAAAACAAUGGAGGGAACAUCCAUGACAAAAGAGAUGCUAAGAUUUAUCCAAGGGAAUCCAGAUCUACCAUUUUUGACAGCAAGGUUGAGAAUUUAGAAAACAAGAUUAAGAUGCUUGAGGGAGAGUUAAGAGAGGCUGCUGCCAUUGAAGCUGCUUUAUAUUCAGUAGUUGCUGAGCAUGGCAGCUCCAUCAGUAAGGUUCAUGCCCCAGCUCGGCGCCUGUCCAGGAUGUACCUUCAUGCUUGUAAAGAAAAUAUUCAAGCAAGAAGGUCUGGGGCUGCUAAAAGUGCUGUUUCAGGUUUAGCACUUGUUGCAAAAGCUUGUGGAAAUGAUGUCCCAAGAUUGACAUUUUGGUUAUCUAAUUCUAUUGUGUUGAGAAUAAUUAUAAGCCAAUCCACCAGAGACAUGGCACCAUCAAGUCCUACCGGUUAUAGUAUGAGAAGGAAGAGAGCAGAGGGGAAUGGAAAAAUAGCUCAACCAUUGGUAUGGAAAGGUCUAUCUGCUAGGAAAAGUGAGAAGACAGCAUAUGGUGCUUUUGGCAGCUGGGAUGACCCAAAUGUAUUCAUCUCAGCACUAGAAAAGGUGGAAGCUUGGAUCUUCUCUCGCAUUGUGGAAUCAAUAUGGUGGCAGUCUUUGACUCCGCAUAUGCAGCUUGUUGAUGCGAAGUUCAUCAGCAGGAAUGUCAGUUCUGCAUCAAAGAAAAGCUUUAGAAGAAUGUCUACCACAUGUGACAAAGAGCAAGGGGAUUUAUCACUUGACAUUUGGAAGAAUGCUUUUAGAGAAGCCUGUGAUAGGAUCUGUCCCAUUCGAGCUGGAGGGCAUGAAUGUGGCUGUUUGUCUCUUCUUCCUAGAUUGAUAAUGGAGCAGUGUGUGGCAAGAUUAGAUGUUGCAAUGUUCAAUGCCAUCCUUCGUGAAUCUGCUGACGACAUCCCAACAGAUCCUGUAUCUGAUCCCAUUGGUGAUCCUAAGGUCCUCCCCAUUCCACCUGGUAAAUCAAGCUUUGGAGCUGGUGCACAGCUGAAAACGGCGAUUGGAAACUGGUCUAGAUGGCUAACUGAUCUAUUUGGUAUCGAUGAUGAUGACGUGCUUGAAGAUAAAGAUGAUGAUGACCAUUACAGCAGUGAUGGAAGUCAAAAUACAUCAUUCAAGGCCUUCCAUCUUCUCAAUGCACUAAGUGACCUCAUGAUGCUCCCUAAGGAUAUGCUGUUAAACGAAUCCAUCAGGAAAGAGGUGUGUCCCAUGUUUAGUGCACCACUUAUCAAGAAGAUUCUGGAGAAUUUUGUCCCGGAUGAAUUUUGCCCCGAUCCAAUUCCACCUGUUGUCUUUGAAGCUCUGGACUCACAGGAUGAUCUCGAAGAUGGAAAUGAGUCUGUCAACUACUAUCCAUGCAUUGCAGCUCCAAUCGCAUAUUCACCUCCCCCUGCAACUUCCAUUGCAAGCAUUACCGCGGAAGUUGGAAGCGAAUCUUACCUGAGAAGAAGUAAAUCUUCCGUUAUCAGGAAGUCAUACACAAGUGACGAUGAACUCGAUGAAUUAAGCUCUCCAUUAUCUUCUAUAUUAUUUAAUGGUUCUUCCUCCUCUCCAGCAUCAGUAAAACCCAACUGGAAGUUGAAGGAUUGUCGCAUUGAAUCCAAUGUCAGAUAUGAAUUGCUCAGGGAUGUCUGGACGAAUAGCGAGUAACUUUUCAGAAACAAAUAUUACUAUCUGCGUGUAACUAAUGUUAGAUGCCACUAUGUAAAAUAAUGCCCUCAAGGUUUAGCACAUGUAUUAUAAGCUGGUGUGGUGAUAGUUGCUUGCAUGUAAUUAAAUAACAAAUAAAUAACGAGGGAUAUGUUUAUACCGGUGUAAGUUUUCUUGAGUUACUUCUAACUUCUUAUGCGUGAUAAAUCAUUAAA